AGGGUGCGUUCCACUAAGCGCUCACAACGAUCACGCUCACGACCACAGUUUCUCCCGUUCCACUUACCUACGAGCGUUACUGUCGUAAAUUCAAGUGGAAUGGACUAUGGUGCGUUUAAAUCUGUGCUAAUAAAAAUGAUAAAUUUUAUAUCUUAAAUAUAUUACAAAAAAUGUGUGAACUAGUAUGUGCAGUACAAAAUUAUGAUUGGGGUAAAUAUGGUACAAACAGUAUGGUUGCAUCAUUAAUUAAAACAGCUAACCCUAAUUUUAUAAUAAGUGAAGAAAAACCAUACGCAGAACUAUGGAUGGGUACGCAUUCUAAUGGGCCUUCAUAUUUGAAGCAAACAGAUGUUUCUUUAGAAAAAUACAUACAAGAAAAUACAAAUAUAUUAGGUUCUGAAGUACAAAAAAAAUUUCAAUCAUCUUUACCUUUUCUCUUUAAAGUUUUAUCCGUAAGAAAAGCAUUAUCUAUUCAAGCACAUCCGGAUAAGAAAAAAGCAGAGGAAUUACAUUUAUGUUAUCCUGAAAUUUAUAAGGAUUCUAAUCACAAACCUGAAUUAAUGAUAGCAUUAACAGAAUUUGAAGCGCUUUGUGGUUUUCGUCCAAUUGAAGAGAUAAAAAAAUAUUUAGAAUUACUUCCUGAACUACGAGCAGUAAUUGGUGAAGAUUUAGUUCAUGAAUGUAUGAUAAUAAAUGAUUCAGAAAAUAUAGAACCUUUAAAAAAAUGUUUUCGUAGCCUUAUGAUGUGUGACCAUAAUUUAGUAACACUACAACUUGAACAUUUAUUGGAACGAUUGUUACAUUUAGAUAUAUCAUCUCAACAAAUAUUGAACGCUGAUCUGUUGCAAAAACUUUAUUUAGAUUAUCCUGGAGAUGUUGGAUGUUUUGGUAUAUAUAUGUUUAAUUAUAUUACUUUACAACAAGGCGAGGCUUUAUAUCUUGCUCCAAAUGAACCACAUGCAUAUAUAUAUGGUGAUUGUAUAGAAUGUAUGGCAUGUUCUGAUAAUGUAGUGCGUGCUGGAUUAACACCAAAGUUGAAAGAUGUAGAAACAUUAACAGAAAUAUUAACAUAUAAAUGUGAGCCACUUUUUGCAAAGAAGUUUCAUGGUUACUAUGAAGAUAAUUAUACAGAGAUAUUUCAGCCUCCAGUGCCAGAUUUUGCAGUAGCGAAAAUUUUAAUACCAUGUAAUAAAAUGAAGUAUGAAUUGAUUCCAAGAAGAUCAGCUAGUAUAUUAAUUGUUAUAAAUGGUAAAGCCGAAAUUCAUACAUCACAAAUUAUUCAAAAAGGAUCUAUUUUAUUUAUUCAUGCAAAUGAAAAAAUUAUGUUGAAAAUCUUAGAAGAAGAUUGUUCAUUAUUAAUGUUUCAAGCAUUUGCAAAUGUAUAAAAAGAAAUGAAAAGUUAAUAAUUCACUUUAUAAACAUCAGGGUUAAAUUUAUGUAUUUCUCUAUUGAUUUUAAUGUAAUAUUUUUCUUAUUACAGAUAUUAGUAACAAUUAUAUUUGAUUUAUAAUUUUUGACAUAAUUAAUGUAUAAUAUAUGUACAAAAUAUAUGAUAAAAAGUAAAGAUGUAAUA
This is a messenger RNA of Polistes canadensis, 1573 nucleotides long. RefSeq names its product mannose-6-phosphate isomerase (gene Mpi). Gene Ontology annotation, cellular component: cytosol. Gene Ontology annotation, biological process: GDP-mannose biosynthetic process; carbohydrate metabolic process. The record is from RefSeq and is a predicted model, not a curated record. Lineage: Eukaryota; Metazoa; Arthropoda; Insecta; Hymenoptera; Vespidae. Gene Ontology annotation, molecular function: mannose-6-phosphate isomerase activity; zinc ion binding. The coding region runs from base 171 to 1385 and encodes 404 amino acids. The transcript has 6 exons.